Molecule: messenger RNA, 8148 nt
Organism: Callithrix jacchus (white-tufted-ear marmoset)
Lineage: Eukaryota; Metazoa; Chordata; Mammalia; Primates; Cebidae
Gene: USP36
Product: ubiquitin specific peptidase 36
Biological process (GO): protein deubiquitination; regulation of apoptotic process
Cellular component (GO): cytosol; nucleus
Molecular function (GO): cysteine-type deubiquitinase activity
Source: RefSeq, a predicted model, not a curated record
GUCCCUGGAGCGCAGCGCUGGAGAAGGCUCUGUUUCCGUGGGCUCCUCCCCUCAGCACGUGGUUUUGACCCUGCGAGCCUCCAUUGCAGUUCAUCCUGGAAAAGUGACUUUAGAAGGAGGAGGGAGAGGGAGUUAGCUUAAAUUGUGCCGACUAGGGUUCGCUCAGGUGGAUAUGUGGAUGAGGCCUGUGCUGUGCCUGGACCAGAGGGAGCAUCCUCCCUGAGUUGGGAAGAGUGUUGAUGGUGUGUGCAUCAGAGGGCUUUGCUAGUGAUGACAGGAACACUUGUCUCGGGCUCCUACACCUCAGAGAGCGAGCUUAUUUAGGUUAUUGCCUAAUGUUUUAGGUGGAAUUGGUGAAGUAGAGGUUGACCUGUCACACUUGAAAAAUUGUGUUUAAAAUCUCUGCAUCUACACUAAGGAGUGGGUGGUUUAAAGUUACUUAUUUCGACUGAAAUUGGGUUACAUCCCAAGUGUUGUUUAUCCCUUCCCUAAUUGGUUCUCAAACGUUGGUAGUGGUGCAUGACAAAGUUCUCACCUUCCAGGGUGGAUGACAGUCCUCACACAAGCAGUGAUACUGUUGGGAGUUUUUCCAUACCACUAGGUGUCUUCACUUUAUAGAUUGUCCUUUAUUCUGAGGUCAUUUCCUUACACAUUUUUGGGGAGUUGGUAUGCUUUUAUUUAUGGAUGAAAUCAUAGUUCUGAGAUUUGCUGCAGAAUUACUUGGGGAUGGGAGGUGACUCAGGUUGGGUCAGACAUAAUUACUGAGGCAGAGUAAGGGGGCUCAUGUGCUCACUGUGCUGUUCUGCGUUUGUGUGUUUGAAUGUUUUCACUACAAAUUGUUUUUAUGGACCUUAAUCUUAUGUAAUCAUAGUGAUGGUAAUGAAAGAGAAAUGAUCCAUCGGCGAUUACCAUAAUGAAAGAGAAAAUCCACACUUAGCAAAGCAAGAUUUUGGCAACUCCUGUUACUCACUCAGGUUUUUUUGUUGUUGUUGUUGAAGUUUUACUGGUUCAUUAAAUACAAAACUUUGGCAUUUAUUACCUCUUACUUUUUGUGAGAUUAGACUGGUGUUGACUGGCAGGUGUGGGGACGUUUUCAUUGUCUGGGCUUUUCUGGUAUCAGGGUUAAGAUGCAGUGUGGCGGUGUUGUUCAUAUUGUGUGCAUUGCAACAACUGGUGAUGAGGUAGCAUGAUCCUCCCGCCUCAUCCUGAGUGCACGUGUGGAUGCUCCUUGAGCUUUAAGGACAGCUAUUUCUGGGUAGAGGGUUGCUGAUGCCACGUGGCAUCCUGGGAAAGUAGCUAAAGAGAUGGCACAGGAAGAGAGUUGGCCUCCACUGAUGGUCAUCCUGUCCCUCCCACAGGCUGUGAGCCCGCUCUGUGACUUUGGUGAUUUAACAGGCCAGAGCCCAGGAGCACUUAUAUUCAGGAGCCCUGCAUAGUACCUGCCGAGCCAAACUCAGUCUCAUCCCGAACCUCCCUGCCACCCAAGAUCCUGGUUCCGUGCUGCAGGCCAGCAGGCCAGAGUCUGUACAUCCCAGGGCAGUCUGCAAGGCGUCUGUGUAUUUUUUGAUUCCACUGCAUUGCCUGCACCUGACCCAGCAGUGAUUGUUCAGUUGGUGAGAAGUCUUAGAUAAUUCUCAUUAGAAAAGGCUCUUUUAUUUUCUCAAAUCAGACAACUUCUAAUGCUUUUUUUUAAAAUAAGCUUUUUCUUUACAGAAACUUUUUUCCACCCCCACAUUAUUCUUACAGGCCUAAUUUUUUUUUAAAGAUGAGGUCUCACUAUGUUCCCCAGGCUGGACUGCACUGGCUGUUUGCAGGCAUAAUCGUAGCUCGCUGCAGCCUCCAACUCCUGGCCUCAAGUUGUCCUCCUACCUCAGCCUCCCAAGCAUCUGGGACUAUAGGACCAGACCACUGCACCUGACUUUUCUUUACAGAAUUUUUUAUAGAAAAAGAUACUUGUAUUCUUGUAUACAUGUAUGGAAUUAGAUGAUCCACAGUGAUCAAUUUGAAUGGCUUAAUAAAAGGUGCUGGAGGAGGUCCUUACUUUCACUAGAGCAGAAUUUUGGGGUACACGUGAUUUGCUGAUUCUUCCAGGGCAGGCUGGGUACUGAAUACCAGAGGAAGUCGUCAUUUUUCUGAUGUGCGUGAAGCAAUUUAAGGGGCAUAAUUUUGAAAUUGUGACUCAAAUAGUCUGUGCCGUGUUUGGGAAGGUUACUUGAGAGGUAGUGGGUAGGGAAGGAAAGUGGUGGAUACAAAGGUAGCAAUUGGAGAGGUGCAGGGGUCUCUUGGUUACAGUUUCUAUGCCACUGCCCCAAGAGUAUGGAUCCUCUGUUAGGGACUGUAGUAUGUAGCAAGCUCUAAAGCACUUCCCAAGACCUUUUUUUUUUGUUGCUAUUUUACAAUAGAAAAGGAGGUUCGAGAAGUCUCGGUAAUUGUCCCUGGGUUUCAUAGCUAAGGGUGAUAGAACCUCCCGGGGUGACACAUUCCGAAGCCUGUGAUCUACCCACUUGCCUGCUUUGGUUUUCUUCCUCUCUGUUGUGAUGCACCAUGCCCAUAGUGGAUAAAUUGAAGGAGGCCCUCAGACCCGGCCGCAAGGACUCGGCUGAUGAUGAACUGGGGAAGCUUCUGGCCUCCUCCGCCAAGAAGGUCCUUUUACAGAAGAUCGAAUUCCAGCCUGCCAGCAAGAGCUUCUCCUACCAGCUGGAGUCUUUAAAGAGCAAAUAUGUGUUGCUCAACCCCAAAACAGAGGGAGCCAGUCGCCACAAGAGUGGAGAUGACCCGCCCGCCAGGAGACAGGGCAGUGAGCACACAUAUGAAAGCUGUGGUGAUGGAGUCCCAGCCCCACAGAAAGUGCUCUUCCCUACGGACCGACUGUCUCUGAGGUGGGAGCGGGUCUUCCGCGUGGGUGCGGGACUCCACAACCUUGGUAACACCUGCUUUCUCAAUGCCACCAUCCAGUGCUUGACCUACACGCCGCCUCUGGCCAACUACCUGCUCUCCAAGGAGCAUGCCCGCAGCUGCCACCAGGGAAGCUUCUGCAUGCUGUGUGUCAUGCAGAACCACAUUGUCCAGGCCUUCGCCAAUAGCGGCAAUGCCAUCAAGCCUGUCUCCUUCAUCCGAGACCUGAAAAAGAUCGCCAGGCACUUCCGCUUUGGGAACCAGGAGGACGCGCAUGAGUUCCUGCGGUACACCAUCGACGCCAUGCAGAAGGCCUGCCUGAACGGCUGUGCCAAGUUGGACCGUCAAACACAGGCUACUACGUUGGUCCAUCAGAUUUUUGGAGGGUAUCUCAGAUCACGUGUGAAGUGCUCCAUGUGCAAGAGCGUCUCAGACACCUAUGACCCCUACUUGGACAUUGCGCUGGAGAUCCGGCAAGCUGCGAAUAUUGUGCGUGCUCUAGAACUCUUCGUGAAAGCAGAUGUCCUGAGUGGAGAGAAUGCCUACAUGUGUGCUAAAUGCAAGAAGAAGGUUCCAGCCAGCAAGCGCUUCACCAUCCAUAGAACAUCCAAUGUUUUAACUCUCUCUCUCAAGCGCUUUGCCAACUUUAGCGGGGGGAAGAUCACCAAGGAUGUCGGCUAUCCAGAAUUCCUCAACAUGCGUCCAUAUAUGUCCCAGAAUAACGGUGAUCCUGUCAUGUAUGGACUCUAUGCUGUCCUGGUACACUCGGGCUACAGCUGCCAUGCCGGGCACUAUUACUGCUAUGUGAAGGCAAGCAACGGACAGUGGUACCAGAUGAACGAUUCCUUGGUGCAUUCCAGCAACGUCAAGGUGGUUCUGAACCAGCAGGCCUACGUGCUGUUCUAUCUGCGAAUUCCAGGCUCUAAGAAAAGUCCCGAGGGCCCCAUCUCCAAGACAGGCUCCUCCUCCCUUCCCAGCCGCCCGAGUGUGUCUCCAGAUCACUCCAAGAAGAACCUUGGCAAUGGGCUUGUUUGCUCCCCGCUGACUGGAAAGCGACAAGACUCCGGGACGAUGAAGAAGCUGCACACCACUGACGAGAUUGGGGUGCCUGUUUCCAGGAGUGGCCCCAUGGUGGGCCUGAAGUCCCAGAACGGCUAUGUUCUUCCAAAGCUGUCCUCAGGGUCCCCUUCCCCUAAACUCUCCCAGACACCCACACACAUGCCGACCCUCCUAGAUGACCCUGGGAAGAAGGUGAAGAAGCCAGCUCCUCCACAGCCCUCUUCCCCGUCCCCCAGAACUGCUCAGGGGCCACCUGCUACCAGCAACUCGAGUAGCAGCAGAUCUGGGAUCCAAAGUCAGGGCUCCUGGGACAGCAGGGAUGGUGUCCUCUCUACCUCACCUAAGCUCCGGGCUGCAGCCACUGCCAACGGGCAUGGGUUGAAGGGGAACGACGAGAGCGCUGGCCUCGAGAGGAGGGGCUCCAGCAGCUCCAGCCCAGAGCACUCUGUCAGCAGUGACUCCUCCAAGGUCCCGCAGGCCUCCAGGAGUGGAGCUGCCCGUCUCUGCGAUUCUCAGGAAAGAAAUUGUUGCACUGCUGGUCACUCCAAAAUGCCGCCCAAUGGAGUGGACCCGAAGACGGUAAAACUGAAGUCUCCUGUCCUGAGCAGUGCUGCUGCCGAGCCACCGAGCACCAUGUCUCCUCCGCCAGCCAAAAAACUGGCCCUUUCUGCCAAGAAGGCCAGCACCCUGUGGAGGGCGACCGGCAAUGACCUCCGUCCGCCUCCCCCCUCACCGUCCUCCGACCUCACCCACCCCAUGAAAACCUCUCACCCUGUCGUCGCCUCCGCUUGGCCUGUCGGUAGAGCCAGGGCUGUGUCACCUGCUCCCCAAUCAUCCAGCUGCCUGCAGCCCCCCUUUAGCCCCCACCCCACAUUGCUGUCCAGUACCCCCAAACCCCCAGGGACGUCAGAACCACGGAGCGGCUCCUCCAUCUCGACGGCCCUGCCUCAGGUCAAUGGGGACCUCGUGUCCCUUCCACACCAGCUGCCAGAGGCCAGCGAGCCCCCCUGGAGCCCCUCUGAGAAGAGGAAAAAGACCCUUGUGGGAGAGUUCCAGAGGCCGGGCUCAGAGACGUGCCUCUCACAGCAUAUCAAGGAGGCCACUGCAUCUUCCCACCGGAAGAGGAAGAGGAAGAAGAGGAAGCACCCAGAGGACACAGCUGCCACCACCCUGCAGGAGGGGCAGACACACAGACAGUCUGGGAGCCCCACGCACAGGAGGGAGGGCCAGGCACAGCUGCCCGCUGUCAGAUGGCAGGAAGAUGGCACACGGCCACAGGUGGACCACCAGCAGGUGGCAUGUGUUCCCGACAGCCACCACCCAAGCAGCAGGAAGCGGAGGAGGAAGGGAGCAGAGGGUCUUGGUGAAGAAGGCGGCCUGCACCAGGACCCACCUUGGCACAGCAGCUGCUCUCGCAUGGGUGACGGUGACCCAGAGGCCAUGGAAGAGUCUCCAAGGAAAAAGAAAAAGAAAAAAAGAAAGCAGGAGCCACAGCAGGCAGUAGAAGAGGACAGACAUUGCGAAGACCCGAGGAGUGCCAAGUCCCAAGACGUUGCUGUCCCUGAGUCCAGCAGCCAUGCGCCGUCUGUGAAUGGCUGGUGUCCUGGGGACCACAUGGGGCUGGACCCAGCCCCUCCUGUGUCUUGGAAUGGAGAGCAAGAGUCUGAUGUGGUACAGGAACUGCUCAAAUACUCAUCGGAUAAAGCUUACGGGAGAAAAGUUCUGACCUGGGAUGGCAAGGUGUCGGCGGUUAGCCAGGAUGCUAUUGAAGAGAGCAGACUGGCCCGGACCCAUACCGUGAUUGACAACUGGGACGAAGAGUUUGACAGAGGGAAGGAAAAGAAAAUUAAAAAAUAUAAGAGAGAGAAGAGGAGAAACUUCAAUGCCUUCCAGAAACUUCAGACUCGACGGAACUUUUGGUCCGUGACUCACCCAGCAAAGGCUGCCAGUCUCAGCUACCGCCGCUGACAGCACCGCUGUGGAAGAGCCUCCUGGAGACAAGGCGUCCCUUCCUGGAACCUGUCCAUGUGGACCUGAGGGAGCCUUCUGUGUGGGCUCUGCUGCCAUGGUAGGAGCUCUCCCAGUAUCAGUGUCCACAGACGACCCGAUGUAGAGCCUUUGAGGCUUCUCUAGAUUGGGACCUCUGGUGACAUUUCCAACCAGUCCUGCAAGAGAAGCUCCAGUGUGUGGGGGGAGCAGAGGUGGCCGUACGCCUGCUAGACAUCUGCGUCGGGCUGCGUGAUCUCAUGUUCAUGGACGGUGUCUGUGCUGACAGAGGCUCCUGUCCCUAGUUGGGGCUAUCGAGAGAGUGGGGGAUGAUGGCCACUCGUCUCCCAGGUGGCCUCCCGGUGCGUGGCUGGUUGCUCUUGGUGAGCCGUUCCUUGCUCCUUGGGGCUGGCGAUACCGUUGUGUCUGAGCCUGCCCUCCCUGCUUCCUUGGUGGGGCCCCUUUGUCUUUUGGCCUUACCUGUCCUUAGAAAGGAAGAGCCCUGAGGCCAACCCCAGCCAGCCACCUCUCCCUUUUAUGGAACUCAAGAGGGUGACGCUGCUGUGCAGCCCUUCCUUGUGAGUAACUCUUGACUGUCCUGCAGAGCAGAGGCUGUCUGGGGUCCGGGGAGCCCUUGAUAUUACCUGCAAAUACAUCUGCUUUCAAGGCCACUGUCGAUUCUGAGACGGCUGUGCUGUGGCUUCCUUCGCAGAUGCAAUAACCCACAGGUCUUCACUGAGGUGGGGGCCUUGGGGGAGAAUUCUCCAUUUAUUUUACUACUUAAUACAAAACAUUUAUUUUUGACCAGGCCCGUGGCUUCCAUUAGCAAUAUAUUUCCUUUCCCAGAUAUGCAAAUAGUGGCUUUGUUUGCCCAAUUUUGUGAGUGCUUUGGAAUUUAAAUGAUUGUAUAACUCAAGAAGAUUACUUUUCUAUCUUGCUCAAGCUGUGCCUGCCAACUUGUAAUUAAAUAAAUAUGGGAAAUCCUCAGAGAAGGGGAUGUUUUCAAGAAAAAGAUGCCCUCAUAGGAGUGGGAAGCGUGAAGGUGACAAUGAACACCCUUCCUUGCCGGGUCUCUCCCUGGCGUUUUCCCCCGGCGUCAUCGCAGCUGGAGAUGGACUUGGCGUUGGACUCAGAGCUGCUUCGGUGUGGCUCUGCGGGGCCGGAGGCGUCCUGCCGUCUGGGGGGCUGCCUCGCUGUCUGCAUCCCCUCUUCCUGGGGCAGGUUUGCUUCCUGCCUCCGUGCUUGAGACCUGGGUGGUUACUGGUUGUAGAAAGAAUUGCCUUUUUAAUAAGGGAAGAUACAUUUAUUUUUUCCAUGUGGGUGGGUGGCUCUUUUUGGAUUUUCUUCCGCUUUUUACAUUUCUGUUUUUAGAAAGGUGGGAGAGAAUCAUGCUCCUGUGUGGCUGCCUCUGUCCCAGCAGCAGCGAGUGGAGGCUUGCCCUGACCGGGUCAGGGUGUCCUCUGCGCUCUCCUGUGGACCAGUCUCUGAAUGUUCAAAGAUGAGGGCCUGGCUUCCACGCUCUGGCUUUUGUAACUUACCUGGGAGGGAAAGCACGUGCCUUCGUGGGCAGGGUGUGUUCCUCUUCCUCUCAGGUGUUGACUUGCAUUCCAAUGUGAACUGUUUCCUCUGCCAUGUGUUCUGUGUGAUGUUCUGUAGUUGAAAAUUAGUUGUCUGCUAGCACAGAAUCUAUCUCCUGCCUUUCUCUCCCUUCUCUCCUCCAAAUCAGUCUCUUCCCUUCUCCACUAGAAACUGUAAAACCAUUUCCUGAGGAACAUACGUUGGUUAACUCUUGGGCAGUGGUGAGCACGAGAUGACUUCUGCAGCCUUUAUCACUGUUGGAUGCAGUCCCGUCCCUUCCCUCCACAGGAGCCAUCAGCCAGAUGGGGGGGAAAGAUGAGGCCCAGUAAACGAGCUCAGCUUCUAGGUGAUGUGCACGUAUGGAGGUAGAUGUCAGUAAGUCACGCCUUUGUCGUAGCAGUCAACUUGAUUGACUUAGGAUCUGGGUCUAUUGAGUUUCGUGCUUGGAAAUGGAGCCGGAGGGAGUGGGGCCUGUGCACAGCGCUGCCUCUCCCGGGUCCUUUCUCUCACCUGCCCCGCAUCCUGGUUGCAUGGCUGCACCUGUCUGUGUGCUGCACCUCCUCUCCAGGGGCCUGGGGAGUCCCACAUGUUGCCAAGAUCUUGGUGCAAUAAAAUCCUGUGUUUUUGUGA